Molecule: messenger RNA, 506 nt
Organism: Gadus macrocephalus (Pacific cod)
Lineage: Eukaryota; Metazoa; Chordata; Actinopteri; Gadiformes; Gadidae
Gene: pcp4a
Product: Purkinje cell protein 4a
Exons: 4
Coding region: 146-364 (72 amino acids)
Cellular component (GO): cytoplasm
Molecular function (GO): calcium ion binding; calmodulin binding
Source: RefSeq, a predicted model, not a curated record
UGCUUUGCCUUUGCUCAACCCGCCUAUAAAACCUCCAGCACAGUACACCAGCCACGAGCCCCCAGGACUACUUUCACUCGACUGCCUCACGCGUAAAGAUACUGGAAACGCCGUACGCGCUCCACAAAAUUACCGAUCCCUAACCAUGAGUGAGAGACAAGGAUCUGCACCAAUGUCUGGCAACAGCAAGCCAGCAUCUGGACAAGGUCCUCCGAAGAAGGUUCAGGCUAAAUGUGAGCAGAAGGAUGUGCCGGCGGAGGACUUUGACAUCGAUAUGCGCGAUCCAGAGACAGAGAAGGCCGCCGUGGCCAUCCAGUCGCAGUUCAGGAAGUUCCAGAAGAAGAAGCAGGACGUGAAGUCGUAAAGGGCCUGUCUGCGGCCCGUGACCUGGCCCCGCCCCCCGGUACCACCUGAUGGGCGUGGCUCUACAGCAGCUCCACCUGUAGUCCUCAUCUUGCAUGUCAAUCAAACUUGCACCGUCAUAAACUGGGGGGGGGGGGGGGGGG